AUGGCUGUGCUAGCCAAGUGCAUUAUUGUGUUCUCCCUCUCCGCCGUCCUCCUCUCUCUGCUUGCCACCGGCGCUUCCGCCGUGGGCCAGCCCCCGCCUCAGUCGCUGCUGAACUUCAGCAUCGGCGUGCAGGGCAUGGUCUGGUGUAGGACCUGCAGGUACAGUGGCUACAACGCCGACAUGGACGCCUCCCCGCUCCAAGGCGCGGUGGUGUACCUGCAGUGCCGGCACGGCCCGCGGCGGCUGAAGAGGGUGGCAGGGGUGACGGGCCAGGGCGGCUACUUCAUCAUCCAGUCGUCGCAGAUGGCGUCCUUCACCAGCAAAGAGUGCAAGGUGUACGUGGAGAGCUCGUCGUCGUCGGUGUGCAGCCUCGCCGACCAACCGGCCGCCGGCAAGGGGCUGCCGCUCAAGUUCGAGUCCUUCGUCAAGCAGGGCGACGGCCUGCAGGCGCUCUACUCCGUCGGCAACUUCAUGUUCCGCCCCAGCGACCCCAACAAGUGCUACUGA
This is a messenger RNA of Triticum turgidum subsp. durum (durum wheat), 507 nucleotides long. Lineage: Eukaryota; Viridiplantae; Streptophyta; Magnoliopsida; Poales; Poaceae. The record is from the annotation of a GenBank genome assembly.